Molecule: messenger RNA, 1622 nt
Organism: Solea solea (common sole)
Lineage: Eukaryota; Metazoa; Chordata; Actinopteri; Pleuronectiformes; Soleidae
Product: butyrophilin subfamily 1 member A1-like
Exons: 3
Coding region: 204-836 (210 amino acids)
Source: RefSeq, a predicted model, not a curated record
GAGGGCGGAGCCGACAUAGGUUUCUGUUUCUUGAAAAAGACUCAGGACAGUCACUGUUUUCGUGGAAGUUUGUGAAAACCACUCCCGCCCUCCCACACCACGGUGGACACAGGAGCUGCUGCUUUUCUGCUGCCCUCGUGUGGUCACUUUGUGUCACUGGGGUCAACCUGAACAAAGGAUUUAAAACUCUGACUCUCUCGGUCAUGUCGCAGUAUUUGAGGGAUAUUUUGUUCGUUUCUCUGGCUUUGGUCAUCGACGGUCUCGAGGAGCGAACAGUGAUGCCUGGAAGGGACGCAACUCUUCAGUCGUGGUGUUCCAGCGAGGGUGAGGUGACACUGAUAGAGUGGACCAGACCUGACCUGCAGCCACUGAAGUACGUCUUCUUGUACCGCAACGCACGUUCAUACGAAAACUACCAGAAUCCAGGUUAUCGCGGUCGAGUGGAGCUGAGAGAUCCGGAGAUAAAAGACGGAGACGUUUCCAUCACGGUGAAGAACGUCAGCAUUAACGACGCUGGACUUUACAGGUGUCGAACCAUCGUGAAGGAGAGUGGAAACAACACAGAGUUCAGGAAAGACAUCAACCUGAGAGUCACAGACUCAGGACAAACACAGCAGGUGGAGUGGAGCGAGGAGAGCAAAGUCCUACCUGCAAACGUACAGUUUCUCAAGAAGAACAAACACACACCUGUGGAGAUGGUUGAUCCCGGUGCUGAUACCAGUGCUGAUGCCGGUGUUGUUGUUGCCGCUGUUGCCCCUGUUGUUGCUGUUGUUGCUGUUCUUGCUAUUGUUGGUAUUGUUAAAUCGGAGAAAUGUCGGCCGGGAACAGUGGUGUAAAAAGUACUUUAACACAUUUCAGUGUUUGCAGAGCUACAAAUCAGCAAUAAUCAAUGUAGAUUAUUGCUGAUGCGUCGUCAACUUGUUGAUUUCAAACAUCGCCUCUGGCAAAAAACUUUCAAUAACUGCAACGCGAUGUCGCUGAAUGCUGGUGAUGGCGACAUACAAUAGAUCACAUAUGAGCUUUUACAUGUAAGAUUUGUAUAGCAGCUUGUUACACUAAUACAUCAUCAUCAGUCAUCAUCAUCUACUGCUUUAUCCUCCACCAGAGGGUCGCGGGGGGUGCUGUGCCAAUCUCAGCUACAUCGGGCGAUAGGCGGGGUACACCCUGGACAGUUCGCCAGUCCAUCGCAGGGCCACACACAGAGACAGACAAACAACCAUUCACUCUCCCACUCACUCCUAUGGUCAAUUUAGAGUGUCCAAUUUACCUAUCCCCACAUUGCAUGUUUUUGGACUGUGGGAGGAAGCUGGAGUACCCGGAGAGAACUCACACACACACGGGGAGAACAUGCAAACUACAUGCAGAAAGGCCCUUGUUCCAACCGGGGCUCGAACCCGGGUCUUCUCGCUGCAAGUGCUAACCCCACUUCUACAUAAAUAAAUAAAAUAUUUUCAUAUAUUUUAUUCAUUUAUGUAUUUACCUGCACAUACUAUGAAUGCAAUUUUCUUCCUCACGUUUAUAGAACUUAUUUUUUUAUUUUGAAUCAGUGAAAUAAAACUUUGUUUUUGAUUGUUUUUGAUGUCUAUGUAACAAAAAUUAAUAAACAAAGUGUUGAAAAAUAA